AUGUCAUUAAAAAUCAUUUCUUUCGCAGCCUUUUUGGCAGUAGCUCAAGCUGGACUUCUUCCAGAAACCUACCACACAUCACUGGAGUACGCACCUGUCGCAUACUCAUCAGCCCCAGAUGUAUCAUAUUCCAGCGUAUCAGCUCCAGUAGCCUACGCCGCUGCUCCAUCUUACGCAAAACAAGCUGCUCCCGUCUCAUACGCUGCUCCAGCCCAUUAUGCACCAUUGCAGUACGCUGCACCUGUCGCUAAAGUAGCAUACUCAUCAUCUCCAGCUGUAUCAUACUCCAGCGUAUCUGCUCCCGUCUCAUACGCUGCCCCAGCUCAGUAUGCUGCACCUAUCGCUAAAGUAGCAUACUCCAGUGUAUCAUCUCCAGUAGCUACUCCAUCUUAUGCCAAACUAGCUGCACCAGUCGCAUACGCUACUCCAGCCCAUUAUGCUACUCCAGCUGUAUCCUACGCCGCCCCAGCAUACAAAGUAUCCACUCCAGUAGCCUACGCUGCCCCAGUACACAAAACCAUAAUCGCCGAACCUGAAGCACCAGCUAACUACGAUUUUGGAUACGCCGUAAACGAUCCCCACACCGGAGACAGCAAAAGUCAACAAGAAUCCCGUCAUGGAGAUGUUGUCCAAGGAAGCUACUCCCUUGUUGAAGCUGAUGGAAGCAAACGUAUCGUAGAAUACACCGCUGAUGCCCACAAUGGUUUCAACGCAGUUGUUCACAAGGAACCAGCUCAGGUUGCUGUUAAAGCCGUUGUAGCUAAAAUCGCUGCUCCAGUAGCUUAUGCUGCCCCUGUAGCUAAAUUCGCUGCUCCAGUCCAAUAUGCCGCACCAUUGGCUCAUAAAUCUUACUACCAUUAAAGUCGUUUAGUUAAGCAUGUUGCGACGUUGUAAAUAAAUGAUUAAAUUAUUUUAAUAAAGACUGUGAAACUAGAAGCAUAUUUUGUUGAAUAUUCUGUAACUGAUAAAGAAAAGUUCAUUACCUAUUUCUCUAGUUGUAAAAAACAAAUAAAUAUACCCCUUUUUUGGAUUUAAAAUCAAUGUAUACAUUGCUUAUGCAAGUUUAUAGUGAAGGAAGAAAAGUUAGC
Molecule: messenger RNA, 1088 nt
Organism: Psylliodes chrysocephalus
Lineage: Eukaryota; Metazoa; Arthropoda; Insecta; Coleoptera; Chrysomelidae
Source: the annotation of a GenBank genome assembly